CUCAAUCUUUCGCUUGCUUUUUCAGCAAUAGUUCACAUACCCAGCUAAACAACUUAUAGCUCACCGAAUAUUUUCACACGCACAUUACCACAAUGGCUUCAGCACAAGGCAUGGCCGCAUAUGCUGCGCCCUCUCUUUUCCAGCCUCACCUCACCCGUCAGGCCAUCCGAGAUGCUCACAAGAAGAAGAUUCCCCCGUUGAUUGGAUACUAUGGCGGUCUUGGAUCCACAAAGAUUUCACGCUGGGUGGCGCCUCUCAACUUUGAUGUCGUUUGGGUCGACUGGGAGCACAGCAGCAUGAACGUUGAGACAAUGACAACCAUUGUUCACGAGGCCAUUUUCAUGAGCCAGGGAAGGACAAUUCCAUUUGUCAGAGUGCCAGGACAUGACCACGCCUCGAUUGGAUAUGCGCUGGACGCCGGCGCAAGUCUUGUCAUCCCCCAAGUUGAAACCGUUGAGCAAGCAAAGCAUGUUAUAUCAUCAGCCAAGUUUGGGUCCAAACAAAGGGGCACUCGCUCGGCACCCCCCUUCCGACUGAUGCCUGGUGUCACAGAUAUGGCAUUCCAGCCGGGCAGAGAUAUCUUUCAGGCGCUCAAUGAUCAAGCUGCCAUCAUGAUCCAGAUUGAAUCGCUAGAAGGCAUUAACAACCUGGACGCCAUCCUCACCGAGGUGCCAGAUAUCGACAUGGUGUGGCUUGGAAGUCUCGAUUGUCGUGUAGAAAUGAAUCUGGCAAGUAACUACGGCAUGGGCGGUAACGAGCCCGAGUGGCUAGAGGCUCGCCAGAAGUUCUUUGAUGUCCUGGACAAGCACGAUAAGCCCUAUGGUGGCUUUGCCUUUUCCAGCCCUCCUUUUGGCACGCCAGAGUCCUUCAAGAAGGCUGCAGAGCGCAUGUCCUUUAUCAUCGUGGCAGCCGAUGUCAAAGCGCUGGCCGGCAUGGGAGAAACGCUGCAGGAAGCGCGAGGGCUUGUGGAAGGGCUUGUGGUACCGGAGAAGAAGGUGAAUGGAGAGAAUGGACACAGCAAUGUUAACGGUGAGAAGUUAUAGAUUGGCGGCGAUUGGAAAGAAUUGAUGGUACAAGGGGAUAAAAGAGAGAUGAAUGUGAAUGUGAGGGAGAAAAGAGGAUGGAAAUAGAUCAGAGGGGGUGAUGUAAGCAGCCGCCAGAGAUGGCAGUUGCAGUGCUCAGCGUGCCUUCCUGCUUUGAUCGGGUAUCAUCUGUUAGUCAGCUAUCACGACUUUUAUAAUAAAGCUUCAUGAUUCAAAAUGUCUUUGAC
Messenger RNA from Trichoderma harzianum CBS 226.95, 1270 nucleotides. RefSeq lists its product as hypothetical. The transcript has 3 exons. Gene Ontology annotation, molecular function: aldehyde-lyase activity. Bases 93 to 1043 code for a protein of 316 amino acids. NCBI's taxonomy places the organism in Eukaryota, Fungi, Ascomycota, Sordariomycetes, Hypocreales, Hypocreaceae. Gene Ontology annotation, cellular component: cytoplasm. The record is from RefSeq and is a predicted model, not a curated record.